AUGCAUCUGCACAAAAUCACCGAAAUCCCCUCGUCAACCCUCUCCGCCCUUCACACGGCCCGCCUCCGAACCGUGUCCAACGUCCUAUCCCUCCCUCCCGACACAUUAUUGCAGCUCACCUCUCUCUCCCCCUCUUCAAUACAGACUCUUCUCUCCACUCUUUACUCCGCCACAGCCGCACGAGCAAUCCCGUUAUCUUCUCUUCUCCCUCUUCCUUCCCCGCUGCGGACGGGGUCAAGUGCAUUUGACGACGUGCUGGACGGCGGACUGCGCCCAAGAGCCAUCACUCAGCUUGCGGGACAGCCGGCCACUGGGAAAACCCACUCGGCUCUUGCGAUUGCUGCACAUGCGUUGCGAGGAGGCGCAGUGGUUUGGCUUGACUCGUCAUCCACUCAUGCUAUUUUUUCUCGCAUAUCGACCAUCCUUGCCGCUCUAACGGUUGAUCCCAUCGAGAGGGAUCUGCUAUUGAGUAGACUCAUCGUCCUGCCGGCAUCCACCGUCAGCACGGCCUUGGCUUGUCUACGCGCUCUUCGGAAAGAUCUCGUGACUCAACACAGUGUCCUGGGAGAGCGUAGUCUCUCUCAAGAUGGCCCACAGAAACAUCUCGCGACGGUCUUAGCCCGACUCAAGUUGGUCGUCUUCGAUUCCGUCGCAAACGUGCUAGCCCCUGUGUUGGGUUUAAGGGACGGUCCAUGGUCUGGACAUGUUGCACUCAACCAGUGUGCUACAGAGCUCAGGUGGAUUUCCAGCCGUACAGACGCCGCUGUCCUUGUCACCAACCGUGUUGUCAGAGAUGGGGAACGACUGAAGCCAGCACUAGGAAAUACAUGGACAGCUUUGGUUGAUGUUAGCAUACGAUUGGAGGUACUCAGUACUCGCGAUGCGCAAGCGUCACUGUCAGGAGAUGCGCAAAUGAAAACUUUUUGUAGAGCGACUGUUUCAUCGAAAAAGGCACUGCCUGGACAGUGCCAAUUUCAAUUGUGCGAGGAUGGCAUCAAGGAUGUUUAAGAUACAAUUUCAAUAUAUGAAACUUUCAGAAAUAUCUCCGUCGGACAGAAGAAUCGCAGAAGUGGCGCCUUCACUGAGAGGCUCACUGGACAGGAGGGAAGUUGGUAUCAAUGAGGCUCGGCUGCUGCUCUCCUUGCCAGCUCGAGUGCACCGAUAAUGCCUAUUUGAUUGCCAUAGGUUGAUGGAACGAUAUAUGUUUCAAGGUCUGAUGUCGUCUUGUCUGUGGAAAUGUAGCCUUCGUUAAGUGCUGCGAAAUGGCGCCUGAUUUUGUCAAAGAGGAUUUUUCUCUUCAUGACUCCACCGGAGAGUACAAUCACGUGUGGUGAUGCAAUGUAUGUAAUCGUGAUGCAGAGUUGUGCCAAAUAGUAUGCGAUGUCGUCCCAACUAGGAUGAUCAUCUGAGACGGUGCUAAGAUCAGCCAUUUCAACACCUAUGCGUUCUGCACAUGCGCGCGCACUUGCCAUUGACUCGACAGAGAGACGAUGAACUUUGCACCAGCCCGGAUACGUAUCACCCUCUUUGCGGAGAGCCAUGAUAUGUCCACCUUCUGGAUGAACAAGCCCGUGGACUGGCUGUCCAUUGACGACCAAGCCGACACCGAUGCCUGUACCGACGGUAAUGUAGGCGCAGCUGUCCGCAUUUUUGUGACCGCCGUACCGUCGCUCAGCAAGUGCUGGUGCAUUUACGUCUGUAUCAAAGCCAAGACACACGUUGAACUCGCUGAAUGCCGCUAAUAGAUUAAAAUGCUGCCAUCCAGGCUUCGGGGUGGAGGUGAUAUAGCCAUAUGUAGCGGAUGUCUUAUCAAGGUCGAUUGGCCCAAAUGAUGCGAUGCCAAGGGAGAGGAAUGGCUCAAGUCGGCGGAGAAAACGAACGAUCUCGCCAAGGGUUGCGUGGGGGUCCGUCGUAGGAGUCUCUAUGAGAUCAACAAUAGUGGUUGGAUCGUCAGCGAAAGCAACUGCAGCUCGACAAGAAGUCCCUCCGAGUUCAACUGCAGCAAGUAGUGCCGUCGCGGAAACGGAUGGUGAUCGUAGGUGGGAAUUGUCAGUGCGGGUAGGGGCUCCCGAUCUUGAGUAGAGGUAUGAGACUGCAGCUCCUGUUGCAAAGGCUGUAGUAAGUUUCGCGCAUUGCCGCAUAGUGGCAGAAUUGGGAAACGAGAGAUUCAUCUUCAAGUCUCUAACUCGCGAAAAGGGUAGGGUACCAGGAAAAGAGCUUGUGCAGGAGGAGGAUGUGCAACAAGGAAAAAAGGAUGCCGAGUUUGAGGGUGAAGGAGCGAUCUCUGCCCGAUGCUGAUCAAAAAAGGCUUACGCUGCAUACUGUAGGUUGGUAUAGACACGUCGCACAUG
This is a messenger RNA of Chondrus crispus (carragheen), 2351 nucleotides long. RefSeq lists its product as hypothetical. The coding region runs from base 1 to 1008 and encodes 335 amino acids. The transcript is spliced from 2 exons. Gene Ontology annotation, biological process: double-strand break repair via homologous recombination; telomere maintenance; reciprocal meiotic recombination. NCBI's taxonomy places the organism in Eukaryota, Rhodophyta, Florideophyceae, Gigartinales, Gigartinaceae. Gene Ontology annotation, molecular function: ATP binding; ATP-dependent DNA damage sensor activity; four-way junction DNA binding. The record is from RefSeq and is a predicted model, not a curated record. Gene Ontology annotation, cellular component: Rad51B-Rad51C-Rad51D-XRCC2 complex; replication fork; centrosome.